This is a messenger RNA of Neltuma alba, 942 nucleotides long. RefSeq names its product mitochondrial amidoxime-reducing component 1-like. Lineage: Eukaryota; Viridiplantae; Streptophyta; Magnoliopsida; Fabales; Fabaceae. The record is from RefSeq and is a predicted model, not a curated record. The transcript has 6 exons. Gene Ontology annotation, molecular function: catalytic activity; pyridoxal phosphate binding; molybdenum ion binding. Bases 48 to 701 code for a protein of 217 amino acids.
ACAGAAGAUAACUCUCUCUUGGUGUUACAGUGAUAAAAGCUCCUGGUAUGGAAGCUCUCAAGAUUUGUCUGAGUAGACCACAAGGAGUAGCAGAUGGUGUCUCGGUAUGGGAAUGGUCUGGCUCUGCACUGGAUGAGGGAGAUGAAGCAUCAAAAUGGUUCUCAGAUUACCUAGGAAAACCCAGUCGACUGGUCCGCUUCAAUACUGAGUCAGAAGCUAGAGCUGUGGAUCCUGACUAUGCCAACGGGCACAAUAUCAUGUUCUCUGACCGCUUCCCAUUCUUGUUGUUAUCUCAGGAGUCAAUGGAUGCACUCAACAAGCUUCUCAAGGAGCCCAUACCUGUUAAUCGAUUUAGGCCUAAUAUCCUUGUUGAAGGUUGUGAACCAUUUUCUGAGGACUUAUGGACAGAGAUCAAGAUAGGCAAAUUUUCAUUUCAGGGUGUGAGGCUGUGUUCCCGUUGCAAGGUACCUACAAUCGAUCAAGAGACUGGGAUUGCAGGAAAUGAACCAACCGAAACUCUAAAGAAUCAUAGGUCAGAUAAAGUCCUAAGGCCAAAUGGAAAACAGCAGAAUAGGGUCUACGUUGGGCAGCAUAUGGUGUGGAAAGAUUAUCAUAUAGCAGGAAAUGAGAAAACACUUAAAGUGGGAGAUCCUGUUCUUGUCCUCCAAAAGGUCUCAUCUGCUGAUGAAGCAGCUGCUUGAACUGUGUAGACUUGUACAAGAACUUUUUUAAAUCACUCGAAAUAAUGAGAGAGAGAGAGAGAGAGAGAGAGAUGGAACCUUCUCUUUUUCAUCUCUUCAUAUGAAAUGUUCUUGAUGUGAUCUGCGCCAAUGUAGAAUCUACAUUUACUGAUGAAACUGCUACUGCUAAGCCUCCAUUGACAGCAGAUUAUGUAUCUUUUAUCUUUUUUUGGGUCUGAAGAUUAUGUAUCUUUUAUCUAAA